Tachysurus vachellii is the source of this 4631-nucleotide messenger RNA. RefSeq names its product transmembrane protein 150Ab (gene tmem150ab). The coding region runs from base 265 to 1149 and encodes 294 amino acids. The record is from RefSeq and is a predicted model, not a curated record. Gene Ontology annotation, biological process: protein localization to plasma membrane. Lineage: Eukaryota; Metazoa; Chordata; Actinopteri; Siluriformes; Bagridae. The transcript has 8 exons.
GUUUAUUUCUUUGAGGCAGAUCUGGCAACCGUGGUAGCUUUAACCCUGCAACAACAUUCAUUCAUUGAUUAGUUAGAAAGGCUGCGCAUGCCAUCUGAAGGUUGCUGGAUGUAGUUGAAGUGGCUGUCCUGUGGUUCCCUUACAACCCUCCUCGAUUUUCCCUGCACUGCAUGGCUUUUCCUGAUCGCAUCUCUCCUCCCGUCACCGUACCCCUGAUCCGACAGCCCCUCAUGCUUUGGAUAAGGGCUGCUCACAGACUGCCUCAUGACUGCCUGGAUCGUUCUGCCAGUCAGCCUGUCGGCGUUCUCCAUCACAGGCAUAUGGAUAGUGUAUGCCAUGGCAGUGAUGAACCACCAUGUGUGUCCAGUCGAAAACUGGUCUUAUAAUGUGUCUUGUAAUGAGGAAACUGCCAAGAGGGGCUUCCCCAAGACCUGCUGUACUCUACAGGACAUCCCUCUCAUAAGCAAAUGCGGCUGCUACCCACCCGAAAGCUGUCUCUUCAGUCUGAUAGGCAAUGUCGGGGCAUUUAUGGUGGUGAUGAUUUGUAUGUUGCGUUACGCUCAUGUGGUCGAGAACAGCCAUCACUGCUGGGUCAACACAAGUGCACUAGUGUCAGGUUGUAUUAAUGCUCUGGGUCUUGUCAUGGUGGGCAACUUCCAGGUGGAUCAUGCGAAGACUCUGCACUACGUUGGGGCCGGUGUUGCGUUUCCUGCAGGACUGUUGUUCGUGUGUUUGCAGUGUGUCCUCACCUACCGCAUUGCUGAGACAGCGCUAGACUUCUGGAUGGCCCAUGUGCGCGUGGCUCUGUCAGCCGGAGUGCUGAUUUCUCUCAUCCUCAGUGGCGUCUUCUUCAUACACGAGAGCUUCAUGCUGCAGCACGCUGCCGCCAUCUGCGAGUGGAUCUUCACCGUCCUCGUCCUGGUUUAUUAUGGAACCUUUACCUACGAGUUUGGAAGCGUCAGCACCGACACCAUGAUGGCCGCCCUCGUCAACGGCAGGCCGCACGACCCCUCGAGCUCAGGAGUCAUCAUGGGAGGCAUAGGGAAAAGCGUUCCCAUUGGCUGUGGCGCUCACAGCAUAAAGUCACCCGGAGGAAGCAGCACCUCCACACACCUCAACUGCACCCCGGAGAGCGUGGCCAUGUUAUAGUGAACGGACAGGAGGUUAGGGCUCAGGUAAAUCACGGAUUUCAAUCUUUCUGAUCCGUGAGGUGCUGGAAGAGAGCAAGUGUAGUGUUAUAAAAGUUCUAAAGUUAUGUAUGAUACAAGAAAUAUACUUUCUUGAAAGCAGCUUUCUGACCCGAAAUCAAUAUUAACACUGACAAUAACACCUAAAUAAUAAAAGAGAAAAAAAUAAGGUCCUUCCUAGUUAACAUUAGCUGUAUAGAAUAGAAUAGAAUUUAUCCACAUUCAUAACCCCUGGACCAAACUUCAAGAUUUAGAGAGGGUUAGAAAUUUAAGGAACACCAAAUUUCACAGAUCCUUCAGUCAUCAAACUUCAGCACAUUACAAUAUGUGCUGAAUAUUGUGAAGGUGGUAAGGAAAAACUCCCAUCAGCUAUAAUUAUGAAUCAUUUACCUUCUAUAACUGUGUAAUAUAUAGUCAAAAAGUGCAAUUGUACAACCAGGGGAAUUCAUUAAUGAGUCAACUCUGACUCCAGCUCUUCUGAGCAUUUUGACAGUGUAAAGCAGGCACUUCAGAGCUGAGUGGCAUUUUUUUUGACGACCAGAUUUUUAUUUUAAUUAGUACAAGAAAAAUAGACCCUGUGACUUUCUUUCUGAACGUUAAUUCAUCGCAUUACCUGCCGAGUUGUUUGACACAGCGCUGAGUUUUCCUACAACUGACAAUUUACAUUUCAGGUAUUUAGCAGCACCCUUAUCCAGAGAUACUUACCUUUUUUUUAUUUCAGUUUAUAAAACUGAGCAAUUGAGGGUUUAGGUGCCCAGCAGUACCUGGGAUUCAGACUCAUGACCUUCUGAUCACGAGUCCAUCAGCUUAACCAGUAGGCUAUCACAUCCCGGACAAUGUCUUCUGAAUUGAUUCAGAUUAAAUCAAACACGGUGGACGGCACGAUGGUCAGCACAAUCAGCCGUACACCUAAGGAUGUAAAUCUGAAGAAUAAAAGAAGACAAUUGAAGUCAGAUAGGAAAGCAAAUCACGCAAACAAACUACCUUUCCGUCGUCUCGAAGACGCGUCGAAUUGAAAAGCAGAAAUAUUUUUACGUCACAUUUCUGUUUGUUAACAAAAUUUUGUUUGUUAAUUAAAUUUUCCCGCUUUUGUUUGCAAAAUGAAAUGCAAUGCAAUUUCACUUUGCGUUGCAUUUCAUUCUUAUCAGUUGGUGAGGAGUUUUGUACAGAAAUACAAGCACUGCUGUGCAAGGGCAGAGAGUAGCCUUUUUUUUUUUAAUGAGAAAAUAAUAGUUUAAUAUAGUCAAAAAACACCUUUUGCGAGCAAAUCUGCCUCAAAAUAAAUUGGAUUAUCCUCUAACGCAGACCACACAUGCGUUUUUUUCUUUGUUUGUUUUGGUUUUUUUUAAAUAUAUGAGACGAAUACACAGCAAUACGUUUUCAAUGACGGUAGUUUAGUUUAUAAUUCUGGAUAAUAAGUGACAGAUUUUCCAGUUGUCUUAAUUGUACAGCAUGCAUUCUGUGCCACUUUGAAUCAAGCUGUAUAACCUGUGUUUAAGAAGCAAAAACAGACGCUAUGUACACCAUAAACACCACCUAGGGUAGUUUCCGAAUGAAAACAGAAUUGAUCCAGUCACAGAAGAGAGAAAGGACAUUUUGUAAACUUAUCACGGUGCCACACUUUUUGUCAGUUAUCCAUGAGCCGAACCUUCACGUGUACAGUUUUACAUGCUGCUAAUCCGAUCGCUUUUGCACCACAAAACAGAAUGAAUACUAUUUAAAAGACAUUUCUAACGACUAUUUUUUAUGUUUAACCACUUCAACACAUACGAUACAGUAUAUUUCUUUUAAUUUUUUAGCAAAAAAUAUAUUUUACUACCUGGUGCUAAGACGAGGUAGAGGCAGUCGUUGACGACGGCCCACACAGAGUUUCUCGUCGUAUUGUUACCGUACGCUUGGUAGAAAAUCUGUUUAGCGCUCAUAAACGCUUCGUUUUGGUUUCAUAUCUCGAUCGCAAACCUCGCAACGUUGCAGCUGUUUCUUGCAUUAAAGAACAUAGUAUUCAUUCCACAAGUGACACUACAAGCUUCAGAAUUCAUAUUUUCUAGUUUCAGAAAUAGCAGACAUGUUAAUGUGAAGCUCAAACACGUCCUGAAUCUAUACAGCAUUUUAGUAUUUAGUCAGAGACGGGUGAUGCUUGAUGAUGAUAUGGACUAUUCCAUUGUAUUGUAGUAUGUUAUAUUUAUUGUUUGUUUAUUUUCCAUUUCUGACACUGCAAUAAUGACAUAUUGAACUGUGCCAAACUGGGGCUGGGCGAUAUGACGAUAUGAUAUGAUAUGAAUAUCGCGAUACAAUAACGUGAUACGCUUUUCUAAGUUCUGGACUGAUGGACUGAUAUAGUCUCAACUUUAGCUAUUUUUUGUACUUAAUGUUCGCGAAACCUCAUCAUACCAUGAUACCUACAGUAUAGUAUCCUAAAGAUGUCCAGUAAGAGUAGUAUGUACUGUAUGGAAUAAAAAAGAAUUUGUUACAGGAAAAUAAACAACACCAAAUUUAUUAUUUUCUCAUAAUUUUAUAUCAUAAAGUGUAUCAUUCCGUCUAAUUCUACAACAGUUUGCAAACAAUUUUAAAACUGUUGGAUUAAUAAAUUCACCUUUUAAUUUUUAACCGUUUAUAGUUACAUUCGGUCUUGCGUAGCGACCGUGAGAGGAGAUAACGUUAGCUGUUAUCAUUUACAAUAUAGCAGCUAUAAACUGUCAGUCCUCAACCAGCAUCUAGUUAUUUACUUUCUUUAAAAAGAGACAAAAAGCGUCCUUUCAAAAUUAUGUAGAGUCUCUGCCAUACAUGUCCCUGGAUUAGUAAGAGCGCAUUAAUAAUUAAUAUACAGUGAAAAAAUGACUCAACACCUACUGACCAAUCAGAUUUAAGAAUUCGGGAGUGCUGUGGUAUUAUGUGUGUGUGUGUGUAAAUAUAUAUAUAUGAUAAAUUUGCCAUAUCGCCCACCCCUGGUGCUUCAUACCUCUGUAAGAAUCUCUGUUAAACUGCAGAAAGUUAAUCAUACUAAUUAAUAAUAACCUUUUCUAUAACAGGCCAAAUUCAAAAGCCAGAAAUGAAAUCUACUACAGUGUUGUAAGGAUCUUACACAUAAGUACUUCAGGUUCAAACUUCGGUCAAAUGAUGCAAAGGCCCUGAUGAACUAAUCCUGAAUUGUUAAUCCUGAAACGGUUAGCAACAUGUCUGUAUUUGACCUUUUUCUCUUAUUUAUUUAUUUAUUUAUUUAUUUAUUUUACUUCUAAUCUGAGUAAAGCUAAUAAAUAAUAACUCUGUCCUGUUACGAUGAGUUACGUUCCGCUGUAUCGAAGUAUAAAGGCUAAAAGAAGGAUGAAAUGGAUCACCACAUUGAGAGUGGAGUCUUUAUUGAAUAAACAUCAAAUUUACAAAACCUUUCCUUUACUUGUACAAUAAAAAUGAAAAAUAAAAAAAUAAAGAUAUUAUAUAACAUUA